Molecule: messenger RNA, 1125 nt
Organism: Coprinopsis cinerea okayama7#130
Lineage: Eukaryota; Fungi; Basidiomycota; Agaricomycetes; Agaricales; Psathyrellaceae
Product: acetyl xylan esterase
Exons: 4
Coding region: 1-1125 (374 amino acids)
Biological process (GO): carbohydrate metabolic process
Cellular component (GO): extracellular region
Molecular function (GO): cellulose binding; hydrolase activity
Source: RefSeq, a predicted model, not a curated record
AUGGUCUUCUCUCCUCGUCUCUCAGCUUUCGUUGCUCUGGUCGCAUUGACCAACGCCGCAACUGCCGUUCCUAUGUAUGGACAGUGUGGUGGAAGUGGUUACACAGGUCCUACUCAAUGCGACCCUGGCUUGGUCUGCGUCAAGUUGAACGACUGGUAUUCGCAGUGUCAAUCCGGAGGUGCUCAGCCUCCAGUCACUACCACUUCUUCUCCCCCGGUCACUGUCUCUCCUCCUCCUUCGACUACUACAGUUGCUCCUCCUGUGGCCACAGGACCUCCCGCCCCUGAGAUCCCGGCUGGGCAGCUCACCCAGCUUCGAAGCUUCGGAAACAACCCAAGUAAUAUCAGCAUGUUCGUCUACAAGCCCCAGAACGUAAAAAACCGCCCUGGUCUCCUCGUCGCCCUCCACCCGUGCGGAGGAACUGCUCAGCAAUACUUCUCCGGCUUCCCUGGGUUCCGCCAACACGCCGACCAAAGAGGCUUCAUCGUUCUCUACGGACAGUCGCCUCCUGGCAGCUCCAACUGCUGGGACAUCAUCUCCACCGCCUCACUCACUCGCGAAGGGGGUGACGACUCGACCGGCAUCGCCUCCGCCGUCAAGUACGCUCUCCAGAACUGGAACGUCGACCCCGAGAAGGUCUUCGUAACUGGUACUUCGAGCGGCGCAAUGAUGACCAACAUUAUGGCCGCCACCUACCCCGACCUCUUCAAAGCCGGCGCAGUUUGGGCUGGGACCGCCGUCGGAUGCCUCUCCGCCAACACACCCCAAUUCCCUCCCGAUCCUUGCCAGUCCGGAACCGUCAUCCGCACUCCCCAAGAGUGGGGCGACAGAGUCCGCCGCGCCUACCCAGGCUACAACGGUCCGUGGCCUAGGAUGCAGAUCUGGCAUGGAACGAACGACUUUGCGUUGGACCACAAGAACUUGGCGGAGCAGAUGAAGCAGUGGACGAACGUCCAUAACAUUUCGCAGACCCCUACUUCCACUUCACCCAGUACUCCUAGGCAGGGGUGGACCAAACAGGUGUAUGGAAAUGGGCUUGUCGAAACUUUCUCUGGCCAAGGUGCAGGCCAUGGUUUGCCCGAGAGUGGAACUGAAGUCGUAGCUAUGGAUUUCUUCGGUCUCUAG